Messenger RNA from Corylus avellana, 2022 nucleotides. Its product is annotated as cytoplasmic tRNA 2-thiolation protein 1. The record is from RefSeq and is a predicted model, not a curated record. NCBI's taxonomy places the organism in Eukaryota, Viridiplantae, Streptophyta, Magnoliopsida, Fagales, Betulaceae. Gene Ontology annotation, molecular function: tRNA binding. Gene Ontology annotation, biological process: tRNA wobble position uridine thiolation. Gene Ontology annotation, cellular component: mitochondrion; cytosolic tRNA wobble base thiouridylase complex.
CCAUUUUCCCAUUGAAUCGGCGACAAGAGCCCACCGAACCAUUGUCUAGCCACCGCUGUUUUCUCCACCAAAAACCUCCAAACGCCGACGAACCACUGCUCAGCCACCGCUCUCACCACCCUGUUCCUCCACCGCUCUCGAAACGCUCGAAGAACAUCUCGGUGUUGAUUAAUUUGAGCUGAGGUUACAGACGUCCAUCUGUUUGCUUUCGAAAAAACAAAAACCCAAAAAGAAAAGAAAAGAGAAAAAUACGUGCGAUUAGAGAGAAAGACUGUUCGUAGUCAUUAUCGUUCCUCUUUAAAUUAAAGAUCCCAAUCCCUUCUUUUCAUCAUUUGAUUAUUUUCUUCUUCGUCCUUUCUCAAUCCCCUUGUUUUUCUUUUACUGCUACUGCUAUUAUAUUUGUUAUUGCUGUGCGUUGGUGUUCCCCAAAUAUCACUUUCCUCUAGCUCUUACAUUCAGACAUUAAGGAAGAUUUUGUUGUUUUUAAGAGUUUUUUUUUUUUUUGUAUGGUGGUUGGAGGAGGAGGAGGUGGUCGUCCGUUGUUGAUUGAAUGGGGAAAGGGGGUUGUAGAUUGAAUAGGGAAAAUGGGUUUGGAUACUGUGUUUAGGGUUUAGGGUUAUUCUCGUAAAGAAAACAAACGCAUUACGUUAAAUCAAAGCAAACCAAACAUACCCUAACGGCCAUGUUAGCGGUUGAAAUGAAGGAAGCGGCGGCGAAGCCCGUUAAGGCCGGUGGUCGCCUGUGCUGCAUCUGUAACAAGAGAAGGGCCGCCCUCAAAAGACCCAAAACCCUCGAGCAGAUUUGCAGGGAGUGUUUCUAUGAGGUCUUUGAGGAAGAGAUCCAUCAGGUAAUUGUGGAGAACCAGUUAUUCAAGCCUGGUGAACGCAUCGCUAUUGGUGCCUCUGGUGGAAAAGACUCCACAGUCCUUGCUUGUGUAUUAUCAGAAUUGAACCGGCGGCACAAUUAUGGCCUGGAUCUCUUCCUCUUGUCAGUUGAUGAAGGCAUUACAGGAUACAGGGAUGACUCUCUUGAAACCGUCAAACGAAAUGAAAUUCAGUAUGGACUACCGCUAAAAAUUGUCUCAUACAAGGAUUUAUAUGGAUGGACAAUGGACGAAAUAGUGAAGACGAUAGGUUUGAAGAAUAAUUGCACAUUUUGUGGUGUUUUCCGUCGCCAGGCCCUUGAUCGAGGUGCUGCAUUGUUGAAAGUCGACAAGCUUGCUACUGGGCAUAAUGCGGAUGAUAUUGCUGAAACAGUUCUUUUAAACAUCUUACGAGGUGAUAUUGCUAGAUUGAGUAGAUGCACUUCAAUAAUUACUGGUGAAGAUGGACCAAUUCCAAGAUGCAAACCUUUUAAGUACACAUAUGAGAAGGAGAUUGUUAUGUAUGCAUACUUCAAGCGGCUGGACUACUUCUCCACCGAAUGCAUUUACUCUCCAAAUGCAUAUCGGGGUUUUGCUCGUGAGUUCAUAAAGGAUUUGGAAAGGAUCAGACCUAGGGCCAUACUUGACAUCAUCCAAUCAGGAGAGAAUUUCAGGAUUUCCACGUCUACAAAAAUGCCAGAGCAAGGGACUUGUGAACGCUGUGGCUACAUUUCAAGCCAGAAAUGGUGUAAAGCUUGUGUUUUGCUUGAGGGACUGAAUCGGGGCUUGCCAAAGCUGGGCAUUGGCAGGAGUCGAGGCCUUAAUAAUGAUCGUAAGAAGGGAACAAAAGAAAGUAAUGCAAAAAAGAGUAUCGAGAGCAAGCAAUGUGGAACUUUGGACUUCUGAUGUAGCACCUGUGCGUCACUUGAGCUUUUGUGAACUCCAGGGACCGAGUCUCAAUGCACAUCGUAACGAUGAAGUUAUGGAAGGUGAUUGCCUCCCCCAUCCCUCUUGGAAGGGUAUUGAAUAGCAUGGAGAAACUUGCCUCAGCUAUAUUGACGGCGGAAGUAGUUAUUUGCCCCGUCUUCUCUUUCAGUACAAACCAAUUUGUUUUUAGGGGAUCAAUGGUGGAGGGUGAUGUCUAGUUUUGUUGAUGGUUA